UGACACUGAGACAUUCCUCUUUACCGCUGAAUAAGAACUCGUCCAGCUGAAGAAUUUCAUGAGGAGGACUGAGGGGAUACCGUGAUGGAAGGCUCUUCAACUCCCCACAGCUCUAGGCCUACCCCUUCCCGGAAGCGGGAAGGGAGUGUUGAAAGCCGGGGUAGGUCAUGUGUCCGAGUGACUUCUAAGCCAGUGAGGAAAGUGCGGCGAACAGUGAAGUGGAACACCAGGGACUACACGAUCCAUGAUACUGACAACGACAUGCUCUUGAUCAUAUCUAAUGAAAACGGGAUGCAGAGGAGGCCAAGAAAACUGGCAGGGAAGAAAAGCAGCCGCAAGUUAAGCACACAGUGCAGCUCCCACAAAAACAAGGGGCUCCUGAAAAAUGCAGGGUUGAAGGAGGCCAACUCUUUGAGCUUGGCAGGUCAGGAUAAGCAAAUAGAUUCAGAUCUGGAGCCUGAGAAGCCAGAAGUCUUGGACCGAUGGGGCCAGCAGCUUCCAAUUGAAGUCUUGGUUCACAUCUUCCACUAUGUAGUGUCAUCGAAUGGGGCCGUACCAUUUCUCUGCAGGAUGGCCCGUGUAUGUCAUCUGUGGUAUGGUGCUGCUGCCAACCCCAAACUCUGGCAGAAAGUCACAAUCUCCUAUUGCUGGGUGGAAUCUGGAAAGAAAUUGGUGCCGCCAGUUCAGAGAAAAAUCCAAAACACCCUCAACUGGCUGAAAGACAACCGGUUUUCACAGCUUCGGGAAUUCUCUCUCUGCAACUGGAAUAAUCUAGUGAGUUACACCAUGAAGACCGUUACUGAAUCCUGUCCUCACUUAGCCUCACUGCGACUGACCAACUGCACUGGUGUCACAUCUGAUGUCUUUGAAGCAUUGGCCACCCAUUGCCAGAAGCUGGAAAGUUUAAACCUGCAGCAUUCAGUGAUUGACACUGCUGCUGUUGUUAAUUUUCUGGAAGCAGCAGGUUCAAAUCUCAGACAGCUUUGUGUGACAUACAACAGUCGCCUGCACAACAUCUUCAAUGCCAUUGUGGCAGGCUGCUGUACUGAACUUCGACUGCUGGAGGUGAACACUGAAAUCAAGCAGACCAACCCCUACUUCCAGUUCUGCAUUGAGAUGUUGCAGGCAGGCUGUCCUAAGCUGCAGGUGCUGAGGCUCCUGAACUUAACCUGGUUCCCGAAAGCUUGCACUAUGAUCGUUUCACCAGAAGUUGGUUUCUCAGAGUUGGAAGAGUUGUGCUUGGCCACAUCGUCAUUUUCAUUGGUUACUGAUGAAGUUCUGGUAAAGCUACUGCACUUGUCAUCUAGGCUACGGACAUUAGACCUGAGAGGCUGCUAUCGGAUCACAUCAGCAGGGUUACAACUUUUACCCUGUCAAGACCUGGCACGGCUUUUCCUGGGACUUUACUGUAGCACCACCACCCUGCUGUUGGCUAAACAGGGCUCUGAGCAGAUGGCAUUGAAGUGGAGGCAUUCUUUACAAGAACUCGAUCUCACUGGGCAGUGCUACAGUGAGAAAGACCUUGAGCUGGCCAUGGAAAUCCUAGCAGGGACUGAGGGAAACCAUCUUCUGCGAUCCUUAAACCUGGCUGGGACAAAGGUCACAUUGGAAGCCAUCAGAGUUGUGGUGAGCAGCAGCCCCAAUUUGAACUACCUGAACCUGACUUCCUGCCGCUGCCUCCCUCGUGGGCUUAAACGCAUCUACCGAGGCCAGGAUGAGAUCUCCCAGUUUGUCAACCGCUUGCUGGGCAGCACAGAGAACAGCAGGUCAACAGUGACCGUGGACCACAAGGAGCGAUUGUGAAGCUAGUGGCCUGCUUUCAAAUACCAGCAAAGGCCGAGUUGCAAAUUCAACGGGUGGUGUGACUGACUCACUUUCUUAAACAAAGUGCAUGCGCGCGCGUGCAUGUGCGUGCAUGUAGGUGUGUCUGUGUGUAUGUAUAUGUGUGUAUGCGCGCGUCUGUGCCUCCAGCUCCCUCCAAAAAGUUCAAAGCACAAUCAGUAAAUAAAACAUAAAAAAUAUGGUCUGUACUCCAAUGUGAGAUCAGUUUCAAGCAACUGUAAUGAAUGCACAUUUACAAAUAAUCAAAAAAUGUUGCCAAGCAAUAGAUACCCUGAAACAGAGUUUAUAAGACUGUACUGGAGGUAUGGUGCUUUGUUGAUGUUGAGGAAAAUUUACAAGGUUAAUGUGACUUUAAAAGUAAGAGCUCAGACAGAUAACACUGUAACUGAGCCUGAUUUGAAGUGCAGAAUAAGCGUUCUUUUUGAGAUUGUAUGUUUAUCUGUUGAUGAGUUCCUGUUUCUCGAUGCAGCAGUUACAAUAUUCUACUUCCUCCUUUCUCAGCUGCUGAAUGUAGACUGAUGACCAGUUUUCCAGCCCUAUAAGUCUACUGUACAAUUUAACAGUCGUUUUUAAAAUAGCUUAGUAGGAGCACUGUAGGGAAGGUGAACAGGUAGUGCCUUGUGUUUGCCUUCUGUAGCCUCCCACCUUUUUGUAGCCUCACUCUUAAAUUGAAGUUCUUUCCUCUUCUCAACGGUGCUAAAUGGUAAUUGUAUUUUUACAUUUGAAUGGAAGAGCAAAGGUCAUUGUUGUGAAUAUUUGAAUCAUGGUAUAUUCCUGAAAAUAUUAAUUCAAAUUCAAAGUUUUUUAUAUGAGGUUUUGUGCUGCAGUGUUAUCAUUCUCAGGAAAAACAAGGUAGCUUUCCUAAAUGCCUAAGCAACUGAGCAGUUUGGGUGCUAAAUAUGUUCCUCCCAGAUGACAUGGCAAUUAGCCUGACCAGGAACUCUUUACGCAACUAGCAACCCUUCCUCCAAGGGUUGAGUUGUCUAAAGAAGUAUAAAGUCUAAGAUCUUCAAAGUCCUGCUCUGGAAACCAAUGCAAGUACCUGGACAGGGAAAGGGCUAAACCUGGCAGCUGCAACCAUAGCACACUCCCAUAGCACACUCCCAUGUCAAGAAUUGUAUGUGUUGAUUGCCACAUGGCUAAGAACUAUUGAGCUGUCAUCCCAUUAAGUUCCUUUAUGAGCUGGAGUGGGCACAUUGGCAGUGAUGCGGGAUGUCCUAGUGAGCAUUCCAACUACAAUAAUGUUCAGCAGCUGCAAAACCAACGAUUGAUGUUUUUAUGAUCUGGCAAUAUAUAUUCUACAAAAAUGUUUUUUGAACUCAUUAAUAAAAUCAAUGUAUAGAUAAAUGGAAUGUGUAAAUAUACAUAUAUGUAAUUAAAUAUUUGUAAACCUAAA
Messenger RNA from Rhincodon typus (whale shark), 3238 nucleotides. It is a transcript of the gene fbxl6, whose product is annotated as F-box and leucine-rich repeat protein 6. The coding region runs from base 85 to 1803 and encodes 572 amino acids. Gene Ontology annotation, biological process: SCF-dependent proteasomal ubiquitin-dependent protein catabolic process. The record is from RefSeq and is a predicted model, not a curated record. NCBI's taxonomy places the organism in Eukaryota, Metazoa, Chordata, Chondrichthyes, Orectolobiformes, Rhincodontidae. The transcript has 9 exons. Gene Ontology annotation, cellular component: SCF ubiquitin ligase complex. Gene Ontology annotation, molecular function: protein binding.